This is a messenger RNA of Truncatella angustata, 594 nucleotides long. RefSeq names its product NAC domain-containing protein. Lineage: Eukaryota; Fungi; Ascomycota; Sordariomycetes; Amphisphaeriales; Sporocadaceae. The transcript is spliced from 3 exons. The coding region runs from base 1 to 594 and encodes 197 amino acids. Gene Ontology annotation, biological process: protein targeting to membrane. The record is from RefSeq and is a predicted model, not a curated record. Gene Ontology annotation, cellular component: nascent polypeptide-associated complex; cytoplasm.
AUGGCCAACCCUAGAGUCGAGGAACUCCCCGAUGAGGAGCAGAUUACCAAGCCCACCGUCGAGGACGACGACAGCUCCGACUCGGAGAUCGAGACUGGCGAUGGCCCCUCCGGCUCCUCUGUCCAGAUCCACAGCCGCAACGAGAAGAAGGCUCGCAAGGCCAUAGAGAAGCUGCACCUCCAGAAGGUCCCCGGCAUCACCCGUGUCACCCUUCGCCGACCCAAGAACAUCCUGUUUGUUAUCAACAGCCCCGAGGUUUACAAGUCGCCCAACAGCAACACCUACAUUGUCUUCGGUGAGGCCAAGAUUGAGGACCUCAACUCUGCUGCCCAGCAGGCUGCCGCACAGCAGCUCGCUGCCGCUGGAGAGCACUCUCACGACGACCACGCCGGCCACGACCACGGUAAGGCCGAAGAGUCUGCCAAGAAGGACGAUGAUGAGGACGAUGGCGAGGAGGUCGAUGCUGAGGGUCUCGAGGAUAAGGACAUUGAACUCGUCAUGACCCAGGCCGGUGUCUCCCGCAAGAAGGCCGUCAAGGCACUGAAGGAGAACGACAACGAUAUAGUGAACUCCAUCAUGGCUCUAAGCGUUUAG